UUGCAGUUCCUCUUUGAGAAUCUAUCGUCUUCUCUCAAUAUCUGAUUUGAAGUAAUUUUGAGCAUUUCGAUUUCCUGUGUGUGAUAAUGGUGAAUGGAAAGCGAUGGUCGGUGACCUACACGAAGCAUAUCAAGCAGAAGCGUAAAGUAUACCAGGACGGUUACUUAGAGCUCGAAACUUCAGCAAACAAGAUUACACUUUAUGAUGAUUGUGAGAAGCUCCUUGGAAGCAGGAUUGUGAAGAUAGGUGAUAAUGUUAGUUCAGGCGAAACAAUUGCUUUUGAUUCAUAUCUGGUUGAUAUUGGGGAGGUUGAUGGAGGUUGUGCCCCGGUGACUAGCCUGAAUGAAGAUUGUGUUUUGAUUGUGAAAGAGAAUUUUCAACAGAAGAAUAGGAAAAUUACAGAAACAGUUGGUUUGGGUCAUGGGAAUCGGUUCAGACACAACCUACUUCCUUCUGAAGAUACUAAACCAAUUUUGAGGAAAAAUAUAACAUCGAGCAAGCUAAGUCCAUCACAAAGGAUCAUUCAAGGUUAGGUCCAAUUAAGUUCCUUCUAU
Messenger RNA from Impatiens glandulifera, 554 nucleotides. RefSeq lists its product as uncharacterized. Bases 87 to 533 code for a protein of 148 amino acids. The transcript is spliced from 3 exons. NCBI's taxonomy places the organism in Eukaryota, Viridiplantae, Streptophyta, Magnoliopsida, Ericales, Balsaminaceae. The record is from RefSeq and is a predicted model, not a curated record. Gene Ontology annotation, biological process: double-strand break repair. Gene Ontology annotation, cellular component: nucleus; site of double-strand break.